Messenger RNA from Amoebophrya sp. A25, 509 nucleotides. The record is from the annotation of a GenBank genome assembly. NCBI's taxonomy places the organism in Eukaryota, Dinophyceae, Syndiniales, Amoebophryaceae.
AGGGUCAACAGACUUCCUUGGCUCAUGUGGUAGUUCGGCUUGAUUUUAUAUAUGAGUGACUCAUUGUUCUAGAGGAAAAUGUUGAUACUACUAGCUUCUAGUUUGACUUCUUCAUACCUUAUGAUUUUUGUUUCUUGGUAGUUGGUAGGUAGCUGCUUGUCCCUCAUUUCAUCUUCUCAAAAAAGAUGUUUCUCGGUACCAAGCUUCGCAAGGACGACAUCGAAGCCCUGGACGAAAAGGGUGUCACGAAUCGUCAACUUGCCCUCAGAGAAGGCAACAACAGAGUUUUACAAAAGCGUGCAGACGGGAGUGUAGCCAAAGCUCGUGGCGAAGCCGUUUUCCAUGGCGCUUUCACAGGAGGUUUCUCCGCAGGAUACUUCAACUCUGUCGACACAAAAGAAGGCUUCGUCCCGAAGCAAUUUACAAGUAAGAGAGGGCAAGAACGGGCAAAGCCAGCGGGAACUGUAGAGGACUUGUUAGAUGAAGAAGAUUACGCUAGUGGAAUAAGG